AUGACGGCAGUGUUCCAUGACAUGAUGGGAAAAGAAGUGGAGGAUUACGUCGACGAUCUGGUGGUGAAAUCUAAGACUAGAAGUGAGCAUUGGGGUACCUUGAGGAAAGUACUACAAAUAUGCAGAGAAUAUAAGCUGAAGAUGAAUCCAAAAAAAUGUGGAUUUGGGGUGUCUUCGGCGAGGUUUCUUGGUUUCGUGGUACAUAGUAGAGGCAUUGAUGUUGAUCCCAGCAAGGUCCGGGCCAUUGCAUCUCAUCCACCACCCUCGAAUCAGAAAGAAUUGAAGAGUUUCCUAGGAAGAUUGUCUUACAUAAGACGCUUCAUACCUGGUUUGGCUGCUGUAAUCCAAGCAUUCACACCCCUGUUGAAAAAGGGGAACAAAUUUACGUGGGACGCUGAAUGCAAGGAGGCUUACUUAAAGGUUCAGCAGCUUAUCACCAAGCUCCCAACCAUGAAAGCACCAAUUCCAGGCGUCCCCUUAAAACUGUAUUUGGCCUCCACCAAUGCAGCAGUGGGAGCAUUAUUAGCACAGGACAGUGAAGCUGGGGAAGAAUUUCCUAUUUACAAUGUGAGCAAGCUUUUGAGAGGGGCUGAAACACGCUACCCUAAGGCAGAAAGGCUUUGUUUAGCACUUGUCUAUGCAGCACAAAGAUUACGUCACUAUUUUUUGGCCCACAAGCUUCAACUUAUGGUGAAGACUGAUUUGGUCAGAUAUUUGCUGACGAAACUAGUGCUAUCAGGGCGGUUAGCAAGAUGGCUGCUCCAGUUGUCUGAGUUCGACAUUGUAUGUACGACACCGAGGGCUAUCAAGGGGCAGGCCGUCAUCGACAUGAUCACCCUCUUCCCAGAAGAAGGAGGAUUCGAUGUUUCUCAUGACAUACUUGGAGAGUUACCUGGGAUGACAGCAGUGGUUGAAGAAGAGGAGCCUUGGACCCUUCACUUCGACGGGUCAGCCACGGCUAACGGAGGAGGAGCUGGAAUUGUACUUGUGGACCCUAAGGGGCAUGCCAAGCCCCUUUCAUUCAAGCUAAACUUCUCAUGCACUAAUAAUGUGGCAGAGUAUGAAGCUUUUAUUGCUGGGCUUGCAACUGCACAUGAAUUGAGAGUCAAGAAAAUCAGAGUCAUCGGAGAUUCAAACUUAGUCAUCAGCCAAUUGAAGGGAGAUUUUGCGGUGAAAGAAGUGACCUUGGCACCCUAUAGAACUUUGGCAGAAAGGUUAAUCAAGAAGUUUGAGCAGAUAACUCUUGAGCACAUUCCCGGCAGCACUAACAGAUAUGCGGACGCUUUGGCUACCCUUGGUUCCAAGCUUUCAUUCACAAGGGAGCAACCCAACAUCACGGUAAUUCAAAAUAACAAGCCAUGUGUAGAAGCUAUGAUUUUCUCAAGCCCAUCAAGUGAGAAAGAUUGGCGAGAAGGUGUCAAGGGCGAGAUGGCUCAGUUAGACAAGGAAGAUAGACUCAGAACACUAGGAGAUUAUAGUUUGAUAUUUGGGGAAUUAUACAAGCGCCUUCCUGGAGGAGUUUUAGCCCGCUGUGUAGAUGAAGAAGAAGCUUGA
Molecule: messenger RNA, 1554 nt
Organism: Rosa rugosa (rugosa rose)
Lineage: Eukaryota; Viridiplantae; Streptophyta; Magnoliopsida; Rosales; Rosaceae
Exons: 1
Coding region: 1-1554 (517 amino acids)
Molecular function (GO): RNA-DNA hybrid ribonuclease activity; nucleic acid binding
Source: RefSeq, a predicted model, not a curated record